Nicotiana tabacum (common tobacco) is the source of this 1679-nucleotide messenger RNA. RefSeq names its product alpha-galactosidase 3. The record is from RefSeq and is a predicted model, not a curated record. Gene Ontology annotation, molecular function: hydrolase activity, hydrolyzing O-glycosyl compounds. Gene Ontology annotation, biological process: carbohydrate metabolic process. NCBI's taxonomy places the organism in Eukaryota, Viridiplantae, Streptophyta, Magnoliopsida, Solanales, Solanaceae.
UUUAAUCGUCAAACUGGAUAAAAGGAAGAUGCUUCGGAUAAUUAGCUAUAAUCCAUUUCUUCCCCCUUUCAAACUCUUCAUUCAUCUUCUCCAAAAUUGAACAAUGGCAAAGUCCACUGGCAUUCUUGCCACUGCGGCUACGCUUCUUGCCGUUGUUUCUUUGACUGUGUUUUUUAUGUCAGUGACAGUCACGGCAAGAGAGCUUCCAAUUCAUCCUUACUUGAAAAUUCAAGAAAGACUCUCCAUUUCUCAACUCUAUGAUACUUCCAAUUAUGGUGUUCUUCAAAUUGACAAUGGCUUGGCUCGAACUCCUCAGAUGGGGUGGAGUACCUGGAAUUUUUUUGCUUGCAAUAUAAAUGAAACAGUCAUCAAGGAAACAGCUGAUGCACUCGUAUCGACUGGUUUGGCUAGCCUGGGUUAUAUUUAUGUCAACAUCGAUGAUUGUUGGUCCAGAUUGACUCGAGAUUUAAAGCGUCAAAUGAUUCCUGACCCGAAAACUUUUCCAUCUGGAAUUAAAGCUCUAGCUGAUUAUGUGCACUCAAAGGGACUAAAGCUUGGUGUCUAUUCUGAUGCUGGGGCUUUUACAUGUCAAGUUCGACCUGGCUCACUGUUUCAUGAAAAAAAUGAUGCUGAACUUUGGGCAUCUUGGGGUGUUGACUAUUUGAAGUAUGACAACUGCUUCAAUCUAGGUCUCCCACCACAAAAGAGAUACCCACCCAUGCGUGAUGCUCUUAAUGCUACUGGACGGACUAUAUUUUACGCACUUUGUGAAUGGGGUGUUGAUGAACCUGCCAAAUGGGCAGGAAAAAUUGGAAACAGUUGGCGUACAACAGAUGACAUCAAUGAUACAUGGGCAAGCAUGACAACUAUUGCUGAUAUCAAUGACAAGUGGGCAUCCUAUGCUGGACCUGGUGGAUGGAACGAUCCUGAUAUGUUAGAGGUUGGAAAUGGGGGCAUGAAUUACCAUGAGUACAAAGGGCACUUUAGCAUUUGGGCUUUGAUGAAGGCUCCGCUUAUUAUUGGUUGUGAUGUCAGAAACAUCACUGCUGAAACUUUAGAAAUUCUUUCCAAUAAAGAGGUUAUCGCUGUUGACCAAGAUCCACUUGGUGUUCAGGGUAGGAGAGUUGAUGCUUCCGGACCAGAUGGUUGCCAGCAGGUUUGGGCCGGUCCCUUGUCUGGAAACCGUUUGGCUAUAGUACUCUGGAACAGAUGUUCAAAGGCUGCAACUAUUACUGCUAAAUGGGGUGCAAUUGGACUAGAAUCCUCCAUCAGCGUCUCUGUGAGAGACUUGUGGAAGCAUGAAGUUGUUUCAGAGAACACGGGGGGCUCAUUCAGUGCUCGUGUUGAUGCUCAUGGCUGUGAAAUGUACAUUUUAACUCCAAAGAGAGCGACUCGGGCUUCAAUCUGAUUAAAGUGUAAGAGGCUACUAUUUAAGAAUUAACCAUUGCGUCGUGAAUUUUAGUUUUUUUCGAAAACAAAAGUGUUCUGAAGUUAAGAUUUUUAGUUUAAAAUUUUUGGACCAAAUAAGUACGGGCUAAUCUCUAUAUAGCAUCCUUGAGAAUGACUAUCUGUGUACUUGCCCCGGGUAUAUUUCAUUGGGUUUAAUUCCUCAACAAUCUAUGAUAUUGGGUGGUGAAAGGAACAAUGGAUGCUUUUGAAAGAAAGAUAUUUUGUAUCAA